Acyrthosiphon pisum (pea aphid) is the source of this 1680-nucleotide messenger RNA. RefSeq names its product aldo-keto reductase family 1 member B10-like. The transcript is spliced from 6 exons. The record is from RefSeq and is a predicted model, not a curated record. Lineage: Eukaryota; Metazoa; Arthropoda; Insecta; Hemiptera; Aphididae. Bases 594 to 1556 code for a protein of 320 amino acids. Gene Ontology annotation, molecular function: oxidoreductase activity.
CCUUCUUUUCGGAGUGUUCUGUUAAAAAACUACGUAAUUUAUGUCUUAAUUAUAAAUAUAACGACUACCUACCUAGGUAUAUAAAUUAGUUCAAACUAUGUUAAUAAUUGUUAUACCGAGUACUGGCAUAGUGACAUACUGUUGCUAAGUUUAUACUAAAAUUACUGUAUAAGAUAGUAUUAAAUUGUUAACAACCCUCUUUUAUUUUUCUCACCUAAAAUAAAUUAUCUUACAAUUAUUAUUGUUGAUAUUAAAUCUAUUUCAAAGACUAAACCUACAAAUACAAAACAUUAUUCUGUAUAAGUAGAUAUCAAAUUUUAAUAUUUAUCUUUAUAAAUUUAAAAUUGUAAUAUAUUAUUUCAGUUAUACAGCAUAAUAUUAAUAAGACUUGAAAUGUAUUGCUCCACCCCUAUUGUAAAAUGAAUAAUGGCAACAAUAAAAAUGCCACUAUUCACUCUUCAUUGUUCAAUUUAUCAUCCCUCUAAAUCAAAGCUUUUACAUUUCACUGUUAUUUACGUUGCAUUAAUUCAACAUUACACUUUGUGAACUCAUUGUAAACUGUAUAGUUACUUUCAACAUUGGUAUUGAACAACAUGGCAUCAAAUAAUCAAUUUGUAACAUUUAAUAAUGGUCAAGAGUAUCCAAUUUUAGGAUUUGGAACUUGGAAGUCGAAACCUGGCGAAGUUGAAGAAGCAGUGAAAGUUGCAAUUGAUACAGGUUACAGACAUUUUGAUUGUGCAAUGUUUUAUGGAAAUGAAAAAGAAAUAGGAGAUGCUAUUAAUCAGAAAAUUGAUGAAGGUGCAGUAGUUCGUGAAGAUUUGUUCAUUACUAGUAAAUUAUGGAAUAUUUUUCAUCAACCUAAUAUUGUCGAAAGUGUGUUAAAAAAAACUUUAUCAGAUUUACAAGUUGAAUAUUUAGAUUUAUACUUGAUUCACUGGCCUAUGGCUUUCAAAGAGGGCGGAUUAAAUGAUGAUUUCAUUCCAAAAGACGAUGAUGGUGCCACAAUUGAAGGUAAUGGUUCAUAUAUUGAUACAUGGAAAGCAAUGGAAGAAUUGGUAGAAAAUGGCCUAACCAAAUCAAUAGGUGUAUCAAAUUUUAAUAAAAGACAAAUUCAAGAAAUAUUAGAUGUAGCUACCGUGAAACCUGUAAACAAUCAAGUUGAAUGCCAUCCUUAUUUAACCCAAAAAAAAUUAAAAGAGUUUUGUGACGAAAACGGUAUAAUAUUAACUGCAUAUAGUCCACUAGGAAGUCCAGAUAACCCAUGGAAAAAACCCGAAGACCCGACUCUCUUAGAAGAUCCGAAAAUUAUGGAAAUCGCAGACAAAUAUAAUAAGACUUCAGCUCAGAUAUUAAUAAAAUACCAAAUUCAGAGAGGAAUUAUGGUUAUUCCAAAAUCUGUAACUAAGAAUCGUAUUGAAUCCAACUUUGAGGUAUGGGACUUUGAACUUGAACAAGAGGAUAUCGAUCAAAUUGAUACAUUCGAUUGCAAUGGUCGUUUUGUGCACAUGAAGGGGAACAUGCAUUUUAAGGAUUAUCCAUUCAUUGAUGAAUAUUGAAUUAAUUAGAUGUACAAUGGACACGAUUACAUAUUUUUAUCACCAUAUAAAUAUAAUUAAUAAUGUAUUUAAAUACUUUCUAAUAUAAUCUUCCUUGAUAUACUCAUAUAAAAAAAAAAAUAAC